CACCGCCUCCUCCAUUAUGGCGGAAGGGCAAGCCGUGCGGAUGGGCCGUCUCUCCCUCUCUGAUGCUUGUUUUGUGUCUUGAGGGAGGGGUUUUAUUUUUGUUUUUUUCAAAAUCUCUCCGCGACAGCCCAAUUAGUUUUUCCCCUCACAUUGAUAGACUGUUCUCGUGUUUUUCGGCGAAGUCAUGGCGGACCGCGGCGUGGAUUUGUCCGCCCUGCCGAAGGAGGUUCGAGACCAGUUGGCGGAGUUGGACCUGGAGCUGUCUGAAGGUGACAUCACCCAGAAGGGCUAUGAGAAGAAGAGAGCCAAGCUGCUGGCCUCCUACAUCCCUCUGCUGCCAAAAGCGGACCUUUCUCUGCCAGAUGUACAGCCUUCCCCAAGCCACAGUGCCGACCCCAGCCCGAGUCCCGAGGCCCCGGGCCCCUCCACGUCUUCAGCCUCCAGACACCAUCGUGCACAUCGCAGUGGAGGGGCCAGGGAUGAGCGCUACCGAUCAGACAUCCACACGGAAGCUGUGCAGGCAGCUCUGGCCAAACACAGAGAAGAGAAGAUGGCACUGCCUAUGCCGACCAAGAGGCGCUCGUACUUUGUCCAGUCUCCCAUAGAUAACUGCACACCUCCAGACACAUCCUCUGCAUCAGAGGAUGAAGGCUCGCUGCGCAGAAAGGCAGCGCUCAGCGCCGUGCUCGCCCAGACCCUCCAGAGCCCCGAUUACUGGAUCAACCGCUCCGUCCAAAGCUCUUCCACAUCCUCGUCUGCUUCCUCCACCCUCUCCCAUGGAGAGCCCAAGGCACAGCCUCUGCCCCAGCUUCAGCCUGGGGCCUCGGUGCUGGCUGACGUCCUGGCCCACACACGCAUAGAAAACAGCGUCCCCCCAGAUGUGACUUCCUCCACUCCACAGGAAAGAGGGUCCAGAGUGGACCUUCCUCCAGCUAUCAGGGGCAUGAGCCGCGGGCAGAGCCGCUCCAGCAUGCUGGACACCGCUGACGGAAAAAGAAAAGGCGUGCCGGUCAGCAGCCGGGUGUCCACCAAGAUCCAGCAGCUGUUGAACACACUCAAGCGACCCAAACGGCCCCCGCUCAGCGAAUUCUUCCUCGACGACACGGAGGAGAUUGUAGAAGUUCCACGGCCAGAUCCCAACACCCCGAAGCCCGAGGGACGUCAGAUCAUCCCAGUGAAGGGGGAGCCUCUGGGCGUGGUCAGCAACUGGCCUCCUGCCCUGCAGGCCGCUCUGGCCCGUUGGGGGGCCACCCAGGCUAAGAGCCCUGCCCUCACUGCCCUGGAUAUCACCGGCAAGCCCCUCUACACGCUCACAUAUGGCAAACUGUGGAGUCGCAGUUUAAAGCUGGCCUAUACGCUACUGAAUAAACUGGGGACUAAGACUGAGCCCGUCCUACAACCUGGAGAUCGAGUGGCGUUGGUGUAUCCAAACAGUGACCCAGGAAUGUUCUGGGUGGCUUUUUAUGGCUGUCUGUUGGCGGAAGUCAUUCCUGUCCCCAUCGAGGUACCGCUGUCACGUCAGGAUGCAGGCAGCCAGCAGAUUGGCUUCCUGCUGGGCAGCUGUGGUGUGAGUUUGGCGCUGACCAGCGAGGUGUGCCUCAAAGGGCUGCCCAAGACGCAAAAUGGGGAGAUCGUCCAGUUCAAAGGAUGGCCAAGGAUGAGAUGGGUUGUCACGGACACAAAGUACCUAACCAAACCAUCCAAAGACUGGCAGCCGCACAUUCCCACUGCCAACACUGACACAGCCUACAUAGAGUAUAAAGCGAGUAAGGAGGGAACAGUGAUGGGAGUGGCCGUUUCCAAGAUAGCAAUGCUGACGCAUUGUCAAGCCCUGACUCAGGCCUGUAACUACUGUGAAGGAGAGACGCUGGUCAAUGUGCUGGACUGCAAGAAGGACAUGGGCCUGUGGCACGGCGUCUUAACGAGCGUUAUGAACAGAAUUCACACCAUCGCGGUGCCGUACGCCGUCAUGAAAGCCUGUCCCAUGUCCUGGGUGCAGAGGGUUCACACCCACAAAGCCCGUGUGGCCUUGGUGAAAUGCAGAGACCUUCACUGGGCCAUGAUGGCUCACAAGGAUCAGAAGGACAUCAACUUGUCAUCGAUACGAAUGCUUAUAGUGGCUGAUGGGGCGAAUCCAUGGUCUGUGUCGUCGUGCGACGCCUUCCUGAACGUGUUCCAGUCUUAUGGUCUGAGGCCGGAGGUCAUCUGUCCAUGUGCCACGUCCCCUGAGGCCCUGACUGUCGCCAUACGCAGACCGGGCGCUCGUGGAGCUCCUCUCCCAGCCAGAGCCAUCCUGUCCAUGGGUGGGCUGAGCCACGGCGUCAUCAGAGUCAACACGGAGGACAAGAACUCUGCGCUGACUGUGCAGGACGUCGGCCACAUUAUGCCCGGAGCUCUGAUGUGCAUUGUGAAACCAGACGGGCCGCCGCAACUGUGCAAAACAGAUGAGAUUGGAGAGAUAGUGAUCAACUCUCGGGCCGGAGGAACGAUGUACUACGGCCUUCCUGGCGUCACGAAGAACACAUUCGAGGUGAUCCCUGUCAACCAGGCUGGCGCACCCAUUGGAGAAAUUCCCUUUGCUCGGACUGGUUUACUUGGAUUUGUGGGGCCGGGGAGUCUUGUGUUCGUUGUGGGGAAGAUUGAGGGACUCCUGAUGGUGAGCGGGCGACGGCACAACGCUGACGACCUGGUGGCCACCGCCUUGGCAGUGGAGCCUGUUAAAACAGUUUACAGGGGGAGGAUCGCUGUGUUCUCGGUGACGGUGUUUUAUGACGAGAGGAUAGUGAUUGUGGCAGAGCAGAGACCUGAUGCCAGUGAGGAAGACAGCUUCCAGUGGAUGAGUCGAGUGCUGCAGGCCAUCGACAGCAUCCACCAGGUCGGCCUUUACUGCCUGGCUCUGGUGCCGGCCAACACCCUCCCGAAGACACCGUUGGGAGGCAUCCACAUCUGUGAAACCAAGCAGAGUUUUCUGGAUGGCAACCUGCAUCCCUGCAACAUCCUCAUGUGCCCACAUACGUGUGUAACCAACAUGCCCAAACCACGGCAGAAGCAGCCAGUGGACGUUGGUCCUGCUUCCAUGCUUGUUGGCAACCUGGUGGCAGGGAAGCGGAUUGCUCAGGCCACGGGCAGAGAGCUGGGUGUGGUGGAGGAUCAGGACCUCAUUCGAAAGCACCAGUUCCUGUCAGAAGCUCUGCAGUGGAGAGCCCAAACCGACCCCGAUCAUGUUCUCUAUGUGCUGCUCAACUCCAAGGGUGUCCCAGUGUGCACAGCAACAUGCGCACAGCUACACAAGAGAGCAGAGAAGAUCACAGCCACUCUCAUGGAAAAAGGAGGCCUCAACACGGGCGAUAAUGUGGUGCUGCUUUACCCCCCAGGCAUCGACCUGAUCGCUGCCUUCUACGGCUGCCUCUACGCGGGGGUGAUCCCUGUGACGGUGAGGCCGCCUCACCCCCAGAACCUGGCUGCUACUCUCCCCACAGUCCGCAUGAUCAUCGAUGUGAGCAAAGCGGCCUGCAUCCUCACCACUCAGCCUCUCAUGAGGAUCCUCAGGUCCAGGGAGGCUGCCGCAAGCGUCAACGUCAAAACGUGGCCAACGAUCAUCGAUACAGAUGAUCUUCCCAGGAAGCGGCCUCCAAACAUCUACAAACCUCCUACAGCUGAGAUGCUGGCCUACUUGGACUUCAGUGUGUCUACCACCGGCAUGUUGACUGGAGUUAAGAUGUCCCAUGCGGCCGUCAGCACUCUUUGCCGCUCCAUUAAGCUGCAGUGUGAGCUUUACUCCUCACGCCAAAUAGCCAUCUGCCUGGACCCGUACUGCGGCCUGGGCUUCGUCCUGUGGUGCCUCUCCAGUGUUUACUCAGGUCACCAGUCUAUCCUUAUUCCUCCGCUGGAGCUGGAGACCUCGCUGCCUCUGUGGCUGAGCACGCUCAGUCAGUACAAGAUCAGAGACACCUUCUGCUCCUACUCUGUCAUGGAGCUGUGCACCAAAGGCCUGGGCACGCAGACGGAGGUGCUGAAGACGCGGGGUCUGAACCUGUCCUGUGUGCGGAGCUGUGUGGUCGUGGCUGAGGAGCGCCCUCGGCUCGCCCUCUCGCAGUCCUUCUCCAAGCUCUUCAAAGAUCUGGGCCUGUCGCCUCGCGCCGUCAGCACCGCCUUCGGCUCCAGGGUGAACCUGGCCAUCGGCCUGCAGGGGACCUCUGGACCAGAUCCCUCCACUGUUUAUGUUGAUAUGAAGUCCCUGCGUCACGACAGGGUGAGACUGGUUGAAAAAGGAGCGCCACAGAGUCUUCCACUCAUGGAGUCUGGCACUAUUCUGCCAGGAGUCAGAGUCAUCAUCGUUAACCCAGAGACCAGGGGCCCGCUGGGAGACUCGCAUCUUGGAGAGAUUUGGGUGAACUCCCCUCACAGCGCCAGCGGCUACUACACCAUCUACGGAGAGGAGAGCCUGCAGGCGGAUCAUUUCAACACCAAACUCAGCUUUGGGGAUCCCCAGACUCUCUGGGCCAGGACGGGAUACUUGGGCUUCAUCAAGAGAACCGAGCUGCUGGACGCCAGCGGAGAUCGCCAUGAUGCCUUGUUUGUCGUGGGCUCUCUGGAUGAAACUUUGGAGUUGAGGGGACUGCGUUAUCACCCCAUCGACAUCGAGACGUCCGUGUCCCGAGCUCACCGCAGCAUCGCAGAGAGCGCCGUGUUUACGUGGACCAACCUACUGGUGGUGGUGGCGGAGCUCAGCGGCUCCGAGCAGGAGGCCUUAGACCUGGUGCCGCUCGUCACCAACGUGGUCCUGGAGGAGCACCACCUCAUCGUCGGGGUGGUGGUCAUCGUGGACCCCGGGGUGAUCCCCAUCAACUCCAGGGGGGAGAAGCAGAGGAUGCAUCUGAGGGACUCCUUCCUAGCGGACCAACUGGACCCCAUCUACGUGGCCUACAACAUGUGAAACACCUUUCAGAAACUGAUGCACAAAACUGAGCCAGGGCCGGAGAAGACCCGAGGGACCCGAGGGGCGUCAACAGCAGCCCCCCCCCCCCCCACAUGUCAGCUCGCAGACACUUUUAAAAGAGAAAGCAAUGCGGGGAAUGCAAGGAACAGUCCACGUGCUGCAACAGUGAAAUGCUUCCCUUUCAGAAACUGUUCCAGCUUUUUGUUCCACCUGCUCGAUUGCUGCAGCCCAGGUUCACCGAGACUUCUAAGAACGAGGGUGAAAUCUUCUGUCCUCUUUAGAGGAAACACGUCGUUCACUUUGAAGAAAUUUGAUCUUCAUCUGCUGUCUGAAGCCCAUUUCUCCCUCAGCAUUCCUAAUCAUGUUUUUUAAGCAUUUUUAAAAACAUUCUCCCCUCGAAGACAGGAGACGCUCAAAUCAUUCAAUUCCUUUGUUGUUGUUUUUUUUUUUUUAUUCUUUUGUCUUUUUUUUUUUUUAACCUCCAUACUCUUAAAGAAAGACAGGGGGCGCACUGGAACUUCCUCCACAUUUUGCACGUCUGGCUCCAUGUCCUGCCUCAAAAGAAGACCCCACUGCCCACAUCUGCUGCUGCUGCUUCCACAGGAGCAAAUCCACGUCAGUAUUAAAAGAAAAGUGCCACCAGGGGGAGCCGUCCCGACCCCCUGACCUCCACCUUGGUGCACAGCGGCGCUCGGCUGCAGACCUGUUCCGCAUUAAACCACGAAAACAACUUUGCCCUUCGCUCAUUACAAAAUAUCCUAAAAAAAAAAAGAAAUAAUACUUGAAUCACACAUCUGUGUGAAAAAAGACAAACGUUCCGUUACUCACAAACCCAGAUUAGCGAAUAUAAAACAGAUGACUUCUUUUUAGUGUGCAGGGACUUGCUGAGUUAGAUGGGAUCAUUGUAAUAGUCUGAGAAGUUUUUUUUAUUCUUACCUUGAAGCACCGGUUCUUUGUAGGAUUUGCGGAUGUUUUGGGCGUUUAGGUGUGCAUGCUACUUGGACGUACAGCAGCUGUCUGCACAUAGCUUACUAAAAUAAAAGAAUAAAAAAGGAUAGGCCAACAGGUCCUAAUCAGCGCCAUCAAGAGCAGAGUUAAAGAUUGUAGCUCCAGUUUGUGCCUCUCAUCAGACACCCUGCAGAAAAACACAAUCCUUAAUAAUAUUUAGUGAAAACUCUCUUGACAUCUUGGAGAUCUGCUGCCAACUACAGGAAUAAACUUGCGUUUAUUAAAGAUGGACGUCUUACCCACGGUUCUUCAACAUGUCUACCGCAAACAGGUCAUCGGAGGCUCUGCUGGUGCUGCUAAUUCCCACAUUACACCCAGGACCUGAAGAUGUUUGAGAUUAACACUCAGUUUCUAGAUGGUCCCGUAUGUUAAGAAAUAGAUGUGAUGCACGAGGCAUGUAAGGGAAACGGUACACAAAGCUAGGCAUGGGUCUGGAGGAAACACAUGAGGUGUUAAAACCUCGAGUGAAAAUGCCACAGCUUCAAUAUACUUACACAAAAUGUAAAAUAUGUUUCAGUUGCUUUGACUCAAAACAGAGGAGCAAAAAUGAUUCCUUCUGAUGCUAAAAUAUCUGGACUAUUGAUGUUAUGGUGAUGCUGAAUUUGGUAGAAAUCGUUUUAAAGAGCUUAUUGCACAGAGCGUUAUAAGUGUUUUCAGUCCUACUCUUUAUAGAGUAACACAGAGUAUAAGCUGGUUAAUCUGUUUGGCUAGCUAGCCAAGCUCUUAGCUUGUUGGUCAUAGUUUCAAAAGCAUAAUGGUUUCAGUGACUGGGAAUAUUUCCAAAGAGACACCCGCCUUUAAUCCAGCUGACCGGCAGGUUGCAGCAAGACCCGGUGAAGGCGCAGUCUUUUGCUAGUCUGGUCCUCACAGGUGGAGAAAAACUCGUGUCACUCCUGCACUUUCUCUGGUAUCUCAUUAAAAAGACUUGAGGCUCGAUAAAAUGUUUCAUCCAUCCAUCCAUCCAUCCAUGAUCUACACCCUCUGGGCCUUAAGGAUUGGGGCUGGUGUCCAUCACCAGCCGGCACGGGCGAGACGAUUCUUUGUGACCCGAAUGUUGUCAAUGUAGAUCUGAGAGCAGCUCUGAUUUGUGUAUUUAAAGCUCUAAGGAUGCAGGUUGAUUCGUGGUAUAAAAACAGGGACAAAGAAAAACAUUUGCAGUUUAAUUUUCCCGAUAAAGUUACCUUGAACAAAAUCUGUCCAGAUAAACACUUCAGUGCGUUUUUCAUGUUGCGGCUGAUUGGGGUAAAAAUGUCCCUCCUCCCUUACAGCAACAGACCCUCCGGUUUGCUUCGUGUUUGCUAGCUGUUCGUUCUCCUUAAGCAGCGGUCACUUAUGAGAGGCACAAACCUGCUUCAGCAGACUCUCACAUCUCAUUUCUUGAUCGAGAAAAAAAAAAAAGUAAUCAUAUAUAACAUCACAAUUUCAUGGCACAACACACUCUUAUUUUUGAUGGUGUAAACUGUUACAAAAAAAAUCUCCCUUUUGGUUUUAGCGAACAUCUUCUUUAUCUGGAUGUUUUUUUUUCAUUAUUUUUAUUUUUUUAAUUUGCUGGCUGAAACCGAGGUGCCGAUUGUGGCCGUGCCCCGUCAGCCUGAGCAAUCUGGACCUCGCAGUCGACAAAUACGUUAGAUGAUCAGAAGGCAGGGUAGUGCCUUUUAUCUCCCAGACAUUUCUGAUUUAUAAACAAUCUAAUUUUAAAAACAGUAAAGCCCGAGAAGUGUGGAGAAAACUUUGCCUUAUUAAAGCCUGUGGAGCUUCUGUCCGAUUAUUUUAUAAUUUUUUUGUUUUGUUUAAGGAGAUCCACUGAUUUUUGCGAUAGAAACCAAAAGCAGGAAGCACAGUCGCAUCUUCCUUCUUGAUUUUAUUCUUUUUAGAAAGAGGCUAUCUUGUUCUUAACCUUAUUGUGAAGCUUCUGUUUUUUUUUUUUUUUUUUUUUAUAUUUAAGCCAAUUCUUUCCAAAUGUCUGUAACACUGAGAGGGGAAAACAUAUUAGGAUCAAUCCCUUUUUGAAACCUGCAUUUAAAAAUGCAUCUAAAGACAGCAGAAUACUUCUUUAAAGGAAAAAGUACAAUAGAUAAGGGUUAAAAAUGUCUGUAUACUGUAUUUUAGAAGUGAGAUACUGUAUUACUAGUGUUACUGUGUACAUGGAGAUGGAGUCUGUAGAUAAAAACUUGACUGAUCUUUCAUACUUGACGGCAUUUCUUUCUGCAUUGCUUGUUAAAUUUAAGUCUCAUGAAAAAGGACAGGGAACAUGGACAGGAACAAUGUGCACUUUCCCAAUAUCAUUUGAUGUAUGUGUGUGUGUGUGUCCCUGAGAGAGAGAGAGAGUGUGUGUGUGUGUCUAACAGUGAUAUUUGGCUUCUAUGGUGCAACAAGGUUCAUCUUUUGUAAGAAUCCCAAAAUAUAGUUUUUUUUUUUUUAUUCUUUUUCUAAAUGUCGCCUCCACUGUAUUUUUACUCUCUCCUUCCACAUUUGGGAUUUAAUAUAUUUUUUAGGGGUUUCAUUGACAUCCCUCCACCCUCCCCGCUGCAUUUUUCAUCUGGAGCUGCACAACCUCUGCAAACAGAUUCCUGAGCAGCGACACGACCGCAGACCACUUUUUCACCGAGGACAUGUACACGAGCCAGUCAUUUGGUUACUCAUGGAUAACUGUGUGAUAAUUGCUUUGUCGCUCUACUGUUUCACUCCAACGACUUUUAAUAAAGUUUUAUAAUUUCA
Fundulus heteroclitus (mummichog) is the source of this 8665-nucleotide messenger RNA. It is a transcript of the gene dip2ba, whose product is annotated as disco-interacting protein 2 homolog Ba. The coding region runs from base 185 to 4936 and encodes 1583 amino acids. The transcript has 39 exons. Lineage: Eukaryota; Metazoa; Chordata; Actinopteri; Cyprinodontiformes; Fundulidae. The record is from RefSeq and is a predicted model, not a curated record.